Molecule: messenger RNA, 1719 nt
Organism: Rotaria sordida
Lineage: Eukaryota; Metazoa; Rotifera; Eurotatoria; Philodinida; Philodinidae
Source: the annotation of a GenBank genome assembly
AUGAAAACUUCUGACGUUUGUGUAAUAUUUUUCUUAUUAAUAUCUAUUUCUGCUGAUCAAUGGAACUAUGGUAAUCUUGGACCAGAUAUUUGGAGUGAAUAUUAUCCAUUAUGUUCUGGUAAAUCACAAUCACCAAUAAAUAUUUUAACAGCAUGUACUGUCUACAAAGAUUUUCAACCAUUUAAUUUUAUUUUAACACUUGAUGAAAAACAUUAUUUUACAUUAAAAAAUAAUGGACAUACAAUAAUUAGUACCAUUAAUAAUCAACAUAAACAAUCAUCUAUUGAAUUAACUGGUAGUAAUUUAAAUGGAACAUUUGAAUUUGUAAAUUUUCAUUUACAUUGGGGAGAACAUUAUAAAUCAGGCAGUGAACAUCAAAUAAAUGGUGUUAAAUAUGCUGGUGAAAUACAUUUUGUUUAUCAAAAUCGUCAAACAUCUCAAUUGGCUGUACUUGGUAUUUUUAUGCAAAGUCAUUUACAUAAGAAGAAAUUUGUUUUUGAUAAAAAUGAUGUUACACGUAAUGAAUGGCAAAAAUAUUUUGAUAAAGCACAAACAUUAACAUCUGAAAAUGAUUCAAUUUCAUGUGGUUUAAAUGUAACAUCACUUAUGGGUGAAAAUUUAAAAGAUUUUUGGAGAUAUGAAGGUUCAUUGACUACACCACCAUGUACAGAAGGCAUUAUUUGGACAGUUUUUAAACAACCAAUUGAUUUUAUGGAAGAACAAAUUAAAAAUUUGAGAGAUAAUGUUUAUUUUGAAGAUUAUCGUGGUCCUCAACCAUUAUAUAAUCGAACAGUUUAUCGAAAUUUUAUUCAUGAAACAUCAUCAUCAAUACCGGAUUAUAAUCUAUGUUUAUUAGAUUCAGAAAAUAAGAAAACUAUGGACAUGUUUUCGAUAUUUGGUGUAAUAAAUUGUUCAAUACUGGGACCUGAUGUUUGGUAUGCAAAAUAUCCUACAUGUGCUGGUCAAUCACAAUCACCAAUUAAUAUUUUAACAGCAUGUACAAUAUAUAAAACUUUUACACCAUUUAUAUUUGGAUCUCGUUAUAAUGAACAACAUAGUUUUACACUUAAAAAUAAUAGAUAUACAAUUGUUAGUACAUUCAAUAAUGAACCUAAUCUAUCAGCUUUGAAACUGACAGGUGGUGGUUUACAAGGUAUAUGGGAAUUUGUAGGUCUUCACUUACAUUGGGGAGAAAAUCAUAAAUCAGGUAGUGAACAUCAAGUAAAUGGUAUUAAGUAUGCAGGUGAAAUUCAUUUUAUAUAUAUGAAUCCUAAUACACGACAAACAGCUGUACUUGGUAUAUUUAUGCAAAGUUCAUUUAUUGACAAUGGAACACCAAGCAGUACAGCUUAUUUCAUAGAUGAAGACGUACGAAAAGAAUGGAAAAGAUUUUUUGAUAUAGCACAAACAUUAAAAACAGAAGGUAGUACAGCUAUAAUGCGUUUAAAUUUAGUAUUACUUAUGGGCAAAAAUCUACGAGAUUUUUGGCGAUAUGAAGGUUCAUUAACUACACCUCCGUGUACACAAGGUGUUAUUUGGACUAUGUUUAAAGAACCAAUUAUUUUUAUUGAAAGUGAAUUUCAAGCUCUUCGACAAAAUAUUUAUUUUAAAAAUAAUCGUGGUUCACAAUCAUUAUAUACUCGAAAAAUUUAUCGAAAUUUUUUUCGUGAAACAUUAUCAUCAAUACCAGAUUAUAAUUGUUGUCCAAGCAGAGAUUGA